AUGUGGAAGUUUUUGGGUAAAUGGCGUAAAAGUGAUAAGGGUGGGUCGUCUCCUGCUCCUCGUAACCUUCGUCGUACCGUUUCCCAGCGUAAAAUCAACAAUUCGUUUUUACGUAUCCGUGAGAUUGAUGAGGAUGAUGAGAAAUAUGUUCGCAAGCUUUUAUUUGAUCAUUUUCGAUCACAAACUUUCCCUGCUAUUAUGUAUUGGAUAGUUCAACAUGUGCAUGAUCUUAUUGCUAUAAUCGCUAUAAUAUCAUUUUUAUUACCUUUACGUAGUCUUGUCUACUUUUGUAUUUGUUUUUUGGUAUACUUAUAUGUGCGUGCUCGUUUUGAGAUAGAGCGUCACAUUCGUUAUAGUUGUCCUGAUCUUGAUGCUGUGUAUAUUACAUAUCGUAGUACUAAAGGUUCAAAUUUUUGGGUUGGUUAUUUUUCUGAGAGUGGCGAUAUUGGUAAUGUAUUUGAUUCGAAGCCACCAGCGUUAACUGUUGGUCCCAAUGAAGAACCGAGGGAUGAUGACCGUGAGUCUGCUACGAGUGCUCGUAGUGAGGGCGGUGUUGAUUCUUCUCAUUCUAACCCUGAUAGUGAAAGUAGUCCUUCUCGUGAAGGUGAUGGUUCUAUUGGUAUGAAAAAGUAUCCUACCCAGGUAGAGGCUGCUAUGAAGUUGAAGGACGUGUUGACUCCUACCAACUGUAAGGAGAAUGAGAUCCUUGGUUGUAUCGGUAUAGCUCCGUAUCGAAAUAAGUCUACUAUUGCUCAAAUGGUUCGUUUAGUGGUUAGCAAGAAGUGUCGUAAUAUGAAGGUUGGUAGUCAAUUGUUGAACCAUUUAGAGAAUUUUGCCAUUGGUUUUGGUUAUACUGAGAUUCGUGUGUACACUAACAAUUUGAACACUGCUUAUCUUCAAUUUUUGAAGAUGAACGGUUUUGUGAUUCGUCAGAUAGUUCGUCGUGGUCUUAUGCGUGGCGAUUUGAUAAUUUGGAACAAGGUGUUAUCGCAACCAGAGGAGGAUCUUCUGAUAACAGAAUCAGCAUCGCAAGGUAUUGUAAUGACGCGUUUACGUCGUAUUAUAGGAAUCUUCGCUGUAACAGUUUGGUUCAUUAGUGAUUACAGUUUUGUGUAUGGUAAGGAUUACUAUAGUUUAUUAGGUGUUCCUCGUACAGCUAGUGAGGCAGAGAUAUCGAAGGCAUAUCGCAGUAAGGCUCGUAAAUUACACCCUGAUGUUGCGCCUGGUCGAGAGGAUGAGUUCAAGGCGAUAAAUACAGCUUACGAGGUUUUGAAAGAUGCUGAUAAACGUCAGCAAUAUGAUUUAUAUGGUGAAUCCGGUGUGAAUGGUAGUAGUGGUCCAAGUCAGGGUUAUCAGACACAUGACUUUUUUCAUCAGGGUGGUUGGUCGCAUCAUGGUAAUGGUUCUGGUUUUACCAUAGACAUGAGUGAUGGUAUGUUUGAUGGGUUUUUUGAGCAAUUUGGGUUUGGUAACCGUCGUCAGCAUGGCGGUGGUCAUCAAUCAUAUCAUGGUCAUAAAGGUGGCGGAACGGUUCGUAUGUUUGAGGGUACUAUAGUUGAUGAUGUUGAUGUAAAUGGUUUUAAGGUUAGUCUUUUAAAUUUGCGGGCUAUGAACAUGUAUUUUUUUUAUAUGGAUACAUGUCCUCAUUGUCGUGAAGCAAAGCAUGCUUUUGUUGAGUUUGCUACAAAAUUUAAGGGUGCAAUUCGUACUUAUGCGGUUAACUGUAACCGUUACAAUAACCUCUGUAUCCAGCACAAUAUUGAGAAGGUUCCUCAGAUCAUUGUGUUCAGUAGCCCUCAAACUCCUGUGUACUACCAAAAGCGUAACUUUAGUGAUCAGUUGGAGUCUUUUGUUAGCAAGCAUUUACCAUCUCUGUAUGUGGAGCUCGUUGACUCAAAGGGUCUGUCAUCGUUUUUAAAUGAGGAUAGUGCUGUGUUGAAGGUUGUUGCGAUAAUCCGUAAAGGUGCUUAUCUUAUUAAGCUGAAGGCUCUUGCUAAGGACCUGCAUGGUAAAGUAUCAUUUGGUUUUGUUCGUGGUAGUAAUACUGCGAUUGUUGGUAAAUUUGGUCCAUCUGGUUUAACUCAAACUGGUGUUCUUAUAAUUGUUGAUGACCCUGCUAGUCUUCGAGGUACUACUAUAAACCUUGGUGCUAUGGAUUACAAUGACGUGAUACUGAAGUUGAACCUUGCUGUUUUUGAGUCAACUCGUGGUCACGGUGGUAAUGUUAGCGGUGGUGUUUAUACAAAAUUGACUGCCCGUCGCAUGUCCAAAGGUGAAUGUAGCGAUCGUGACAAUCAAUAUUGUUUUUUGUUUAUUCGGUUUGGUAAGGGUUCAGAAGAGUCUAUCCACGAAUCUCUUUAUAAGAUUGCUAAAAGGUAUAGCAAUGACCCUAUUAAGGUUAGGUACCUAGAUGCUAAAGAGCAGAUUUUGGAAGAAGUUUCUUCUAUUGAAGUCGUUGAGCGUUUUAUUAACGACGUAAUUUCUGGCGCUAUAACAUUGCGUCGUUCUUUUACACACUUGCCUAAGCUGGUAGCUGACCCAGAUUUUCUUCGUAAAUUUACCAAGCAGUACAGCGAUGUGGACCAUCCAUUGUUUAUGGAGGAGUUGCCUCAUGACCCAUCUGGUAACGAGGACCUUGAGGCAUUGCAUCAGCUUUUAGCAGAGGGUGAGACUCGUGAAUCUAUCGCUGAGAAGUAUAAGGAAGUCGGUAACGGUUAUGUGCAACAGGGGCCUUAUUUUUACGAGGCUGCCAUAUCCAGUUAUACUAAGGGCAUCGAUGCUGAGUGCAAUAACACUAAACUGAAUGCCCAACUGUACCUUAACCGGGCAUUGGUUCAUCUUAAACUGCGUAACUUUGUCAAGUGUAUCGACGAUUGUAAUCAGAGUAUUAAAAGGGAUGCUUCGAAUGUGAAGGCGUACUACCGUGCUGCUGUUGCAUCUUGUGAGCUUGAGCUUUACAGGAAGGCUCUAUCGUUUUGUCUGGCCUACUAUGACCAUGUGAAAAGUGAGGACCCCGGUACUGAUAGGGAUCUGUUGAGUGUGUUGGAGUGCGGCAGUGCUGACUUUGUUAAUGUGUACAAGCGUUGUGUUGACAAAUUGCGUGCUCGCGAUAAGAAAUUGUGCGAAAUUAAGAAGCAAGCUAAGAAGGCCAAGUUAGAGGAAUUAAACGUGCUAAAAGGUGUUCUCCAAUUGCUUAAAUCCAACGGUAUAAAAUUUCGAAAGGAUUUUUAUGAGAUCCCAAAGACGCAGAGAGUGGUAUUCUACCAUGAUAACGGUUGUCUCCAUACGUCAUGUCUUUUUAUUUAUGACGAGCGUGGCGUGACUGACUAUAUCGAGGACUUUGACUACAGUACUACUGUGGGUGACCAGUUGGAUGUGAUGUUUCCGGAUUCUAGUGACCCAAGUGCAUUUACACGUCACAACUCUAAAUGUAUCUAUGAGGUCGGUAACGGUGAAUUUUUUGAGUUUGGUACUCAGGUGACCCUGGCUACGGUGAUCUACCAAACAAAGGUUGCAUACCGUGUGGCCCCAAUUCACGUGGUCCACUUAGACUUUGACACUAGCAUUCUGAAUGUUUAA
This is a messenger RNA of Babesia sp. Xinjiang, 3579 nucleotides long. RefSeq names its product Tetratricopeptide repeat protein 4 -like protein (gene ttc4). Gene Ontology annotation, molecular function: acyltransferase activity, transferring groups other than amino-acyl groups; protein binding. The coding region runs from base 1 to 3579 and encodes 1192 amino acids. The record is from RefSeq and is a predicted model, not a curated record. The transcript is spliced from 13 exons. Lineage: Eukaryota; Apicomplexa; Aconoidasida; Piroplasmida; Babesiidae.